Messenger RNA from Drosophila obscura, 8090 nucleotides. RefSeq names its product polyadenylate-binding protein 1-B (gene Rbp9). The record is from RefSeq and is a predicted model, not a curated record. Gene Ontology annotation, molecular function: RNA binding. NCBI's taxonomy places the organism in Eukaryota, Metazoa, Arthropoda, Insecta, Diptera, Drosophilidae. The transcript has 8 exons. Gene Ontology annotation, cellular component: ribonucleoprotein complex.
CACACAUCUAGCAUACUCACACAACCAGCCUUACACACAUCUUCGUAAUGCAACUUACAUAUGUAUAUCUAAACAUGAAUAUAUAGUGCUAUAUGUAUCGGAAUCAGUUCGAAAAAUCUUCAAAUGUGUGUGUGUUCGUGCUCAACUAGUUUUUAAAACUCAUUUGCAACGAACAAAAUUCUCAAGUUUUUCAAAAACGAAAACGCAUAACGGAAAGUUGUGAAAAUCAGUGAGGAUAUUUUGCGGCGCCGACGAGCCAAUAAACUUUCGGGCACACAAGCCACCCAUACGCGCUCCUAACUAGGCUAUAGAAAACACCGGAGAUCGGUCCACAGAUAGAAAGACUUUUGUGUUCCACUUCGGUAGAUCCAAUCCGCGUGCGCCUCAGGAAAGGAUCCCCCUGCAGUAUUAUCUCAAGAUCAACUGUAAACACUCUCCUUCCACCCUCUAUUUCUGUCUCCUUAUCAAGUUUUGUCGAAAAAGAGAAAUCACAGCAGCAGCCACAUCAUGGUCGAGGGUCAGACAGCCGUGCAACAGCAGCCCCAACAGCAGUCACCUGCUGGAGCUGCCAACACUGCCAGCAGCAGCAGCACCACCACCACAACCACCACAGGAGCAGGCGGAAGCACCGGCGGAGGAUCUACAGGAUCUACGGGAAAUGUGACGACCAACAGCCAGGCGCAGACAAACGGAGGUACAGCCUCAACGUCGCCUGCAGCAGCCGGAUCUGGUUCUGGUUCUGGAUCGACGACAACUGCAUCGAAUGCCACUGGCCAGGCAUCCAAUGCCAGCAAUUCAACAGCGAAUAACAACAACAACAACAACACCACUGCUAACAACAACAACAACAAUAAUAAUAACAACAACAACAACAAUGAACCAGAUCCAAAAACUAAUCUGAUUGUGAACUACUUGCCACAGACAAUGUCCCAGGAUGAGAUACGUUCGCUGUUCGUUAGCUUCGGAGAGGUUGAGAGCUGCAAAUUGAUACGCGACAAGGUGACAGGCCAAAGCCUGGGCUAUGGCUUCGUGAACUACGUGAAGCAGGAGGAUGCCGAAAAGGCCAUCAAUGCACUCAACGGUCUGCGGCUGCAGAACAAAACCAUCAAGGUAUCCAUUGCGCGGCCCAGCUCGGAGAGCAUCAAGGGCGCCAAUCUCUAUGUAUCGGGUCUUCCAAAGAAUAUGACACAGUCGGAUCUCGAAUCAUUGUUCAGUCCAUACGGCAAGAUCAUCACUUCGCGCAUACUUUGUGAUAAUAUCACCGGUCUCUCCAAGGGCGUUGGCUUUAUACGAUUCGAUCAGCGCUUUGAGGCCGAUCGGGCCAUCAAGGAGCUGAACGGCACCACUCCCAAGAACUCCACCGAACCGAUAACCGUCAAGUUUGCCAACAAUCCCAGCAGCAACAAGAACAGCAUGCAGCCACUGGCCGCGUACAUAGCGCCACAGCAGACCAGAGGCGGUCGGGCAUUCCCGGCAAAUGCCGCUGCUGGAGCUGCAGCGGCAGCAGCAGCCGCUGCCAUACAUCCCAACGCGGGCCGUUACAGCUCGGUUAUCUCUCGAUACUCGCCGCUGACCAGCGAUCUGAUCACCAAUGGUAUGAUUCAGGGCAACACCAUUGCCAGCUCUGGCUGGUGCAUUUUCGUCUACAAUCUGGCCCCAGAGACCGAGGAGAAUGUGCUGUGGCAGCUGUUUGGACCCUUCGGCGCUGUGCAGUCGGUCAAGGUGAUUCGCGAUCUGCAGAGCAACAAGUGCAAGGGCUUCGGGUUCGUCACGAUGACCAAUUACGAGGAGGCGGUGCUGGCCAUACAGUCGCUCAAUGGCUACACGCUGGGCAACCGGGUGCUCCAGGUCAGCUUCAAGACCAACAAGAACAAGCAAACGUAAUUACUAUCCAAGUUGGCUGCUGUUGUCAAUGCCAAUGCGGCGGCGGCGGCCUUGGCGGCCAAUGGUCUGGUGCUCCACAACCAUCGUCAGAACAAUCAGAACAACAUCAGUAGUAGCAUCAGCAAUUCGAACAAUCUACAUGGCAAAUAUGCUAACCACAACAACAACAGUACUAGCAGCAACAGACAGCACAACACCCACAACAGCAGCCACAACAGCAGCCACAACAGCAGCCACAACAGUAGCAGCAGCAACACGAGCAAGCAGCAGCCGCAUCAGAGGCUCCAAUCAACGACUCAAAGCAACAAGCAACAAUCAAUGCCGCCACCUAAGAGAUCAUCAGCAAACAACACUGCAGCGGUCGCAGCAGCAGCCAGAGCAACAAACAGCAGUAACAGUAACAGCAGUAGCAGCAGCAACAGCCACAGUCACGUAGUGUCCAAUGGCGAUGCUGGCACCAGCGCUGGCAAUAGCGCUGCCGCUUCUUCCUCCUCGGCUUCGUCAUCGAGCAACAUUUUGAAAACCUCCACAAAAUUCAUUUACAACAAGCCACAAAAUCAAUUCGAGCUGCUGCAGCAACAACUGCAGCUGCAGCAGGAAUUCGCCCAGUUCCUGACCAACGUGGCCAGCAGUGCAGUAGGUUCCGGAUCCAGCAGUGCAGCCAGCACAUCAGCAGGAGCAGGAGGCUCCAUGGGUGAAAGCCGUCGGAACGGAGGAGGAGGAGCCCUGGGCCUAGGCAUGGGCAUGGGCAUGGGACUGGGAAUGGCAGCCAACGGAUCGUCGUCAGGUGCUGGUUCUGGGAACAAGAACAUGCCCUCCUGGUCGAAUUGGUUCUUUUAAAGAUCCUCGUUACUACUCGUUAUCGUUUAGUUGCUCGAUUCAACCCUCAUGAACUAAUUGAUUGCUCAAUUGGUUAAGAACAUUUACCUUCAUUCAUUUACUUCAAAUUACUUUGUAAGCUGGCUAAGAGGCAACAUUUGGGGACUAUUAUUUGAUUUAAAGCCCUCCUUCGCUCAAGCCAAAGCGAUUCUUUUUUUCAUUUUGUUAGCUUAAAACCAAAGCAUCAGCUAAAAAACAAAUCCUAGUUUAAGUUGAUUACUUUUCGAUGAAUUAUGAAUUCGCUUUUCGUUUUGUAUCCAAUCCUUCACACAUAUAUUGUUUAACUUUAAUCGGGGGGCAGACCAAUCGGGCCCGUGAUUAAAUAAGUACUACAAAAUAAGUACAACUUUACCAUUAUAUUUGAUUCGUUAAUGCACUUUUAAAGAAACAUCUAUCUAGUCGCCACCAGCGGACAGAAUGGCUUCCAGAUCGGAAUAAACUGAGAAACUGAGAAAGGAAAAAAAGGACAGUAGUAAAGCUGUAGUUAAGUUUUUGUUUGGGAUGUACUCCACUCAACUUUACUCUACUCUACUCUACACAUAUUUUUAAACAGAGCAGAGUAUAGUAAGAGGAACAUUUUGAUGGCAAUGAAGCCCACAAUCCACCAAAGAAUGAGAAACAAACAUGACAAAUAUUUAAGCUAUAAAUAAAUGUAUAAAUGAGAUACGAAAACAGAACUGAAUGCGUAAACAGAUACAUGUAGAGGCGUUUGGUUUGGCAUAUAGUCAGGCCAGGCCGUUUUGCUAAUAGACAAUGCAGAGAAUGCGACGGAAUGCUAGAUAAAAGAUGCAAGAUACUUACAAUGAGAACACGAGAAGCAACCAAACAAGACAUGCAUAUGUUUAUGUUUUAUAUUAAAUGUAUAACUUUUUCUAAAAUAAACGAUGUAUGCAUAAUAUACCUAUAUAUAGUCGAACCCUUUAUUCUAUCCCACCCCCAUCCCACAACAACAUUUGUUCGAACCCCUCAAACUAAUCUCCUUCUCGUCAUAAAGUCAUACUGCCCCAUCCCUGCCCUGACUCUCUGGUGUCAGCACAGAACGCAUCUGAACACACAUAAAAUGGCAGCAAGAGCUAAUGAGAAUUUUUCGAAUACAACGAAUAAAUGUUUAAGAAAAAUCGAAAACAGCAAAAGGGCAAGCGGAUAACGGAUAGCAUACAUAAUACGAUACAAGCAAAGUGAGAUCAUAAUAGUAAUAAUCUAAUCAACGAUUGUAAAGCUAAAACAAAGCCAGCUACAAAAUCGCAUGACGCCAUUCCAAAAAGAAGCUAAAAAUGUAACUUUAGAGAAAGAUCAGAACAGUCCCUCCCUAGACAAACAAGCAUAGAAGAAAUGAAAUGGAAAUGGAAAUCAAUAUGAAAAUGAAAUAAAUAAAUUAAAACCAGAACGAGAGAGUACGUAACGUAACUUAUGUAGAUUGAAAAAACGCGUUUCAGCAUAACGAAUUUGUUUUAACCCAACUCAACAGCAAUAUCGAAAGCUAAUAAAAAACAGACAAAGAAAAACGAUGAACGUUAAAAGAUAAAAGAAAUUAAUGAACAAGUUAAACAAAUUGCCAAACUAAAUAUAAUAAAUUUUUAAAUACGAAACUGGGAAAGCUGGGAUGACAGAGCGAUAGCUGGGAUGUUUCCGAGAGUCGAGAUAGAGAUAGGGAAAGUGUGUAUGGAAGGAAGGAAGGUCGAUAAAACGAAAUCAUGGUGCUUGACAGAUUUCCCUGCAAUAUGUACUACAAAUGCAAAUGUGUCCCUAAAGAAUUAGAAAACCGAUUACCAAAAUUUCAAUUUAGUUGUAGAAAAAUCACAAAAAUACGGGCAAUUCAAUUGAGAAGAAAAUAACCAAAUGGCUUGGGAAAGGUAGGAGAUCAUUUACUAUCUAUUGUUAUUUAUUAUUUGAAUCGUAUGAUUAUGAUUAUAAUUUGAAUCCCUCGAUUCCAUUGCCUGGUAAAUAAGGUCCCCCGAAACGUAAAAUUUGCAAUGUUAAGAGACAUUAAACUAUGCUAUAGCACUAUAUGAAAAAUCUAAAACUAUUUAUGAAACAAUUAUUAUAUAUGUAUGAUUAACAAUAUAUUGAUGUUGUGUAUUGCAAAUUUUAAAUGUUUAUACAUCUACAUACAUACCAAGGAAAUUAUUACGAAUACUAAAUCAUGGCAUGCAUAGAGACAAAAAGGAAAGCAUAGAAAAGAGGCGGGAAACCAUUUUCAUGUAUACGUCAGUAAAUUAAUUGCAUACUAUUAAAACUUAUUACCAGAAAUGAUAUAUAUAUACAUAUAGUACGAGUAUAUACUAUUAUAUACAUCCAUAUAUACAUAGUUACGAUUACGGCUACGAAUAUAUUAGGUAUGUGCGUGUGUAGUGCGUAGCAGCAAAGCAGCAAAAUGCCAAGCCUCCAGAUUUGUAGAGCUCUCAAUGGCUAUAGUAUCCACUACUUCUCCACUUUACUCUCCUUCCCACAUCAAGAAACCAAUUAAAAACUAAAUUAUAAGAAUAUUCUCCUACACAAAGAUAAACACCCAUACACACACAAAAACACACACGGACACACACUCAAAACUCAUAAUCAUGCGCAAAUGCUUGACUGACAAAAAUUAAAUAGAAUUCUUGCUUUUUAAGCGGUAAUAAGAAAGAAAGAAUGAAUACCUUCCAGCAAAAAUUUCUAGGCAAGUUCGAGGAAACUCAAACUGAACCAAAGAAAUCAAACACUACAAGAGAAAAACACCAAAUGAAAAGUUUUUAUACAAAAUGUAGAAAUCGAGGCACCGUUUUUUGUGCAUUUUGAUUGGAAUGGGAUUCCAUGGCGCACUGCGGUGCGGACUGUAGGGAUCCCAUUCCACAUUGGCGGACAGGAUCUGUGUAACUGGAGAUCUCUGUGUGCGUAAUGCAAUUAAGAAUAAAAGAAUAUUGUAAAAGUAAACCCGAACAACAACAAAAGCAAUCGAUUAUAUACAUUUUUUAAGAGGAAAUGUUUUAUAGUAAGGGAGAAGCAGAAGACAGAAGAUAGAAGAGGAGGAGGAAGCCCGAACAAAACCAAGAAAGUAUUUUAAAAAUUUAAAUAUAUACAUGAGUACUAUAUAUACAAUAUAUUAUAUUAUAUAUACAUAUUAUAUACUUAAUGGGUAUGGUAACGAACAAAAACACCGCACAAUAAUAUACAAAACAAAGCAAAACGGAGAUGAACGAACGGGAUAUUAAAGGGAACGUCAUGAGAAACAUACGUAAAGAACAAAGUCCGCUGAGGAUCACUGAUAACAGAACGUUUAACUAAAUGCAGAAAAGACUAAGGAAUCGAGAAAAUACUAAACCAAACCAAACAAAACAAAAAACCGAAAACAAAAAAAAAAAUACAAAGAACAAAACCACAAAUGACAAAUGGAACGAGCAAAUUUAUAAUUUUUACAUAAAAACGCAAUAAUGUUAACAUUUAAAGAAGAAAAAUAGGAAAACAAAGCGCAUAUCUUGAGAAACGAAGAACGAGAAGCAGAGUCUCGCCAAAGAGAACGAAAUCGAAAUCGAAAAACAAAAAACAAAAAUACGAAAAGUUACCACAAAUUUUAACUAACAAACAAGUGAGAAAGGCUUAUAAACGGUACACUUUUAUACUUUUACACCAAAACCAAACCAAACGAAACCAAAAACCAAAGAUGUACGAGUAUGUAAAGAUAAUACACGAUUGAUUAAUUGAUUGAUUGAUUGAUUGAUUGAUUGAUUAAUUGAUUAAUCUGUUUGUCGUUUCUAGAGGCACAUUCGCGUUUUGGAGCCAAUAAGGUUGUGCAAAUGCCUGCAGGCUUCUAGCCGGAAGCGGAAGUUGGAGCGGAAGCGGAGGCCUGCAGCGCUCUCUCUAUCUCUCUUUAAAUGUCUGUUUCUCUCACACAGCACACAAACAAACACACACAUACUCUUUUCUCUACUAUUGUAAUCUCACUUAAAUAAAUGUUGGAUAGCAAAAAGCCCCCCAUAUGGAACUUACUUACAGAUACGAUCUAUUCGAGAAAUGUGCUAUGAAUCGAUGGCAAUUAGCUACAAUAAUUGGACGGCUUGUGGGCUUGUCGAGCCUUUUCGAGUGUCGAUCCCUACAAGAACGGUUGAAUGGACAGGGAGAGUGCUAGAUAAAUUAUAAGACUGUGUUUAAAACUGGAAUAGGAAGAGCAACAGAACUUGUAUGGAUAUCCUGUCCUUCCAUCCUGCUAAAAUAUAAUUCAAUUAUUUUUUAGUUUUCGAUUGCGUAUUAUUUCCUCUUUCGCUCCAGAAUUCUCUCAAAAGUCCAGAUCAGUUCUUGGUUUCUGCUCCAACAUCCUCCCUCAAGAUCCGACUAUCGAACAGAUUAGAAGAAAAACCACACACACACAAACCAAACCAAACCAUUGCUAAGGUAAAGGUGGCAAGAAGCUCUCUCUAUAUGUUUAAAUGUUGAAGAAAUACAAAAUAAAACUAAAAGUAUAUUAUAAAUUAAUUGAAAACCAAAUCUUAGUCGAAAAGAACUUAGUCAAAGGUACUAAUUUUAAGCACUAUUGUUAAACGCAAGUCGAAGGCAAGGGCAAGGCAUUAGGCGGUGCGGCACUAAGCUGCCUUUAAGAAGAUGAAGAGAAAUCACUUUAGCCAAAACGGAAAACGGAGAAGAAAGAAAAUAAGUAUGGAAUAUGGAAAAUCUAAACUCAACUCAGACCCUUAGUGGCAUUCGCUCUUUCAAGCUCAACAUAAGUUUAAAUAACAUAUUGAAUUUCACAUAAGAGAUUAUAAUGAUUCCAUCUAAUUUAUAUUUGUCUAUGGGUUAGCUUAUACAAUAUAUGAUGUGUAUGUAUGUAUUAUGCCACAUAUUACUUACUAUAUACAUAUGUACGACAACUAUGCAAGUUUCUUUCUCGUCGUUAUAAACAUAGUCAAAAUAUUGGUGGACCGUAUCGUAUUGUAGUAGCAAAUAUGUAUUUAUCUUUAAUCAUCACUGACAAAACCGAAACGAAAUGAAACAAUUAUUCCAAUUUAAUUAACGUGCAUGAAUUAUAUAUUGAAUUAUUGUCGAGUCGAGUUCUUUCAUAUGGACACAAGACCUUAAGCGAUUUUCUUCGAAUUUUCAUUAUUAAUUAAACUUAAAGACGAAACCAAGAAACCAAAAACCAAAAACCAAAAAAAUCACAAUAUUGUGUGCGAUAAAAUCAAGCAAAUUUAUAUAGCAUAUUUAUGGUAUACUCUGUGCAAGAUUUAUUAAGAAUCAAUUAACUUCAUUAUGGAUUACUCUGAGAAUUUACAAACAACAACAACAAACAAACACAAGCGACACACGAUGAAUGAAACCAACAAUUUAUUCCAAUAAAGCUAUGAAAUGAUGUGUUUAAA